Myxocyprinus asiaticus (Chinese sucker) is the source of this 7924-nucleotide messenger RNA. Its product is annotated as TBC1 domain family member 8. The transcript has 20 exons. Bases 236 to 3694 code for a protein of 1152 amino acids. NCBI's taxonomy places the organism in Eukaryota, Metazoa, Chordata, Actinopteri, Cypriniformes, Catostomidae. Gene Ontology annotation, molecular function: calcium ion binding. The record is from RefSeq and is a predicted model, not a curated record.
GUGGAGGAUCCGCACGUCAAGUGAAGCGCUGUUAAAGAGACAGGUGUGAUUUCUGCGAAAUUAUUCAGGUGAAUAAUAUAAGGGCGGGAAUGACUGAGUGAGGGCGUGAAACUUCCCUCACCGGAACCACGAGCAGGAAAGGCUGGAAUAGCGGAAAUAAACAACAGUCGCGUUAAAUGCAGAAGAGAAGCUGAUAAUAUGAGUGUGUAAUCCGCACUGCAGAGUGUGUGUGAGGAUGUGGAUUACUCCUGAAGAAGUUGUGCUGAAAAACGCUCUAAAACUUUGGGUGACACAGAAAUCCAAUGAUUAUUUCCUCCUACAACACCGCAGAGGACAUGGAGAUACCGGGGGGAAAAUCACAGGUUUGCUGGUGGGGGCGUUGGACACCGUGUUGGACUCAAAUGCUCGAGUGGCUCCAUUCCGGAUUGUUCUGCAUGUGCCCGGGUCACAGGUCAGCUGGGUCAUAGCCAGUGGUGAGAUCACGACUCAUGUUCAUGUUUCAUGUUCAGUAUAUAUACAUGGACACAUGGUUCACUCUUGUGUGGUACUCCCCCUCAUAAACAUCAUGCUGUUGUGUAGUCUCUAUUGUGUGUUUAUGUGUGUGUUUGCAGGUGUCACACUAGAGGAGGUGUUGAGACACUGGAAAUGGCUCGAUCAAAACUUAAUGCCGUACAUGUCUGUGUUUGAGAAUAAAGAAGACGCUGCAAGUUUUGUACAGGGCAAAGUCAAGGGUUUAAUCGCUGAGGAGGUUCUGGGCGGUCAGGCCGCACGCGAGGAUGACCCGGCUCGGUUCCGUGAAGAUCUGGUGCGGUUCGAGCAGCGCUUCGGUCUGCCUCAACGAGAGAAACUGGUGACGCAUUACUCCUGCUGCUGCUGGAAGGGACACGUGCCACGCCAGGGCUCGCUGUACCUCACCACCAAUCACAUCGCUUUCUACUCAUUCCUGCUGGGCAAAGAGGUGAAGCUGUUAGUUCCGUGGGCUGAAGUGAUGCGACUGGAGCGCGUGUCGGUGGGUUUACUGACGGAUGUGAUCCGUGUGCACACGAGACGGAAGCAGAGAGAUUUCUCCAUGUUUAUGAAUGUAGAUGAGGUCAUGAAUGUCAUGUGUCAGCUGACUGACAUCGCUCUGCGCAGACUGCUGGACAGCGGUGGACUCACUCUCGACCAAUCACUGCAGGACUGCACAAACAUCACCAAGAGGGUUUUGGAGGAACAGAUGCUCAGGCAGUACGUGCUUUCUCUCUUUGGUCUGCCACGGGCCGAGCGUCUACAGGAAGUGAUGUCAUGCUCCGUUUGGACACCUCAUGCACGCUGUCACACGCCGGGAACCCUGUACACCACUGACGGGUAUUUGUGCUUCAGCAGCCGUGAGGAGGGACAGUGCACGCUCAUUAUACCACUAGCAGAGAUGCUGUGCAUUGAGAAGGCGGAGAGCACGAGUGCGUUGCCGAACCCCGUGAUCAUCAGCGUGCGAUGCAAGCGAGCGUUUCAGCUGAUCGAGCUGCAGCGUCGUGAUGAGUUAGUGGAGAAUGUCCGAGAGCGACAGCGCGCGCUGCACUGGAAACACGGCAUGAUACGCGGACACGACCAACGCAGGAAAUCCACAAUCUCUGCCACACCGUACUACACCUUCUGUUACGACACCGUCCAAUCAGAUGACGAGGACAGCAGCAUCAUCACUGAUAAAGCUCUACGUCACACGGUCUGCACAGAUGCGCUCAUUACUACGUUCCACCCCAGCCAAUCAGACUACACCAACAACACGUGUAACACAGAGCAUGUUAAAGAGCGUUUAUGGGAGGAUCAUUUCGCAGAGUUUGGUCGUAGUGUUCACAUGUUCCGCACCGAUAAACUCGGCAAGCUGGUGGCACUGGGAAUACCAGAAUCACUGCGGGGAGAACUGUGGCUCAAUUUCUCAGAUGCGUGUUCGUCGCUGGCAGCUCAUCCAAACUAUUAUGCUGAUCUGCUGGAGAGAUGCCGAGGAGAGACGAACAUCGCCACAGAGGAAAUAGAGCGAGAUCUUCAUCGCUCGCUGCCGGAGCAUCCUGCCUUCCAGAACGAGACGGGCAUCGGUGCCCUCCGCAGAGUCCUCACUGCUUAUGCCCACCGCAACCCCACUAUCGGCUACUGCCAGUCCAUGAAUAUCUUGGCAUCUGUGUUGCUGUUGUACACUAAAGAGGAAGAAGCGUUCUGGCUGCUGGUCACUGUGUGUGAGAGGAUGCUGCCCGACUACUUCAACCGCAGAGUCAUCGGUGCUCAGGUGGAUCAGUCUGUGUUUGAGGAGCUGAUUCGUGAGCGUUUGCCGGAGCUCACUGAACACAUUCCCGAUGUCUCCUCGCUGGCAUCUGUCUCUCUCACGUGGUUCCUCACACUGUUCCUGAGCGUUCUACCGUUCCGCAGCGCGUUGUGUGUCCUCGAUGGCUUCUUCUAUCACGGCAUCAAAUCGAUCUUCCAGAUCAGUCUGGCGGUACUGGACGCGAAUGCAGGAGAGCUGUGCACGUGUACUGAUGAAGGACAGGCCCUCAUGAUACUCACCAGUUUUCUGGAGCAGGUCACACAUGAGGAGGAGACACAUGAUUGUGCUGAUGUUUCAAGAUCUUCUCCACGUGUACAAGUCACAACAUUGAUCACUGACGCUUAUGAGAAAUUUGGUUCUCUGACAGUGAAGCAUGUGGAGAUGUUGCGCUGCAGGCAUCGCAUUCAAGUGCUGCAGGCGCAUGAAGACACCACCAAAGAUAACGCGUUGCGAUUGGUUACUCCAGAUGUGACACUCUCACAGGAAAACCUGUCUGACCUCUAUGACCUCUUCAAGACGGAGCAUUUCAUCAGUAUAUAUUGGGGUGAUGGUGUGUGUUCGUCUCCUCCUCCAGCUGCAGGCCUCUGCGCAGAGCGUUACUUUGUGGAUCGAGCUCAGUUUAAGAGUCUGUACGAGCUGCUCGUUCCGUUUCUCUGCGGCUCACACACUGAUACUGUCGCUCAACGCACCUUCACACUGCUGGACCACGACCGAGACAAUCUCAUUAACUUCUCACAGUUCACUCACUGGCUGGAUAUUCUGUACUGUGAGGAGUUGAAUGAGAGAAUCCGGCUGCUCUAUCGACUGCACAUCCCACCAGCCAUGACUGAACAUGAUGAGGACUCGUCUCUCCUGAAGAGUCCAUUAUUGUCCAGCAGUAGACCGCUCUGUGUCGACCUGCCAAACGGUGAGAGGACAAGUUAUGAAGAUCAGCUAAAGCAGAUGCUGCAAGAUUUGACCAGAAAAGAGAAGUAUGAGGAGAAACAUCUCCCACAUAUGAAUCAGCGUGAGUUUAUUCAGUUCUGUAAGACGCUCUACAGCAUGUUUCAGGGCGACCCGAGUGAAGCCGAGCUCUUCCAGGCUAUCGGGAUGGUCGCAAGUCUCGUGCUACAGAUUGGAGAGGCGCGACACUGCGGCCAGCUGUCAACAGAACAAGAAGAGGCGGACGGAGCAUCAGGGCACACCCACCCUGCUGUGAUUGGUGGAGAAGCCAGUGAGUCAGAUAGAGAUUGGUCAGUGAGCUUUGAACAGAUUCUGGCCUCAUUACUAACGGAGCAGGUGCUGGUGAACUUCCUAGAGCGACCUGUAGAUCUGAGCGAAAAAAUCACAGCUGCAAAAACACGGCAGUAUCGCGAGCGCGCCGGUCUGCUCAUGAUCCAGCACGAGGCAGUCAGAUGAUGAAACACACGGGCAGCGUUCAAUAAUAUACCAAAAACUAUGAUGUCAUUCAUUUCUACAUUCGUAGACGGCAGUUGAAGUUCCGCAAGACGUCAGAUAUUUGAUUGUGAUGAUACACAAGUUUGUAGUGGACCACACGAGUCACAGGAGACCACUGAUAUGACUCCUCAAAGACCGCUGGGGUGAGCUGGACUCCCCGACGAAUCACAGUUCAUGCCACUGAUUCAGCUUUACAAGAGGAAGUACUGAAUCAAUGCCUUACUCUCCAGUGUGACUUAAUGAAGCCUGAAUCUCCUGAGCCACAGAAUGGCCUUAAUGUUGUUUUAGCCAAAUUUCCUCAGUACAGCACACUACGGUGCCCCCUAGAGGACAGGAAGGGAAUUUAUGUUCUGAAACAGUUGUGUAUUCCUUUGCAAUUAUUUUAAAAUUAGUGAAACUAUAGUAACCACAACAUUUACCAUGGUUUUACUACAGUAACCUUAUUUUAACCAUGACAUUAGUAGAAAAACUGUAGUAAUGGUAAAAAUACAAACCAAAAAACAAACAUGGUUACCUUGGUUUGACUAUGAUAACACCAUGAAUUAAUUUUUGGUAGAAGUAUGGUUUUAAAAAAAUUAAUCAUGGUUGCACUGUAGUAACCAAAAUAUGGUGUUUUUUUUUUUUUUUUUUUUGCAGAAUGACUGAUGUUCAUUACCAUACUUUGUCUUUCCUGUAUUGUUACUACGGUUUUACCACAUAUCAUGAUUAAAAUGUGGGUACUGUAGUAAACCAUGGUUAUUUUGUAGCAAUAAGGGAUGGAUAAAGGCAUUGUGAGUGAAAGCAAAACCAUUUGAAAAACAUAUUUUUCUCCCUUGUCCUCUGAGGGGCUCUGUAACAUUCUCAUCUUUGACAUUAUGUGAAAUUCUUCUGUUCUGUCUUAAACUGCAUUAUAAGCUUGUAUUUGUUAAAUGAAUCAGUAUUCAAAUCCGUUUAGACUGAAGUCUCAUGCCUGGUUCACUCGAGGUUUUCACAGUAAACAUGGAAAUGUUAGUGUAUGGUUCCCUUAUUUUUUUAUGUUUGUUUUCUUGUUGCUUUUUACACCCUUUUACUCAAAUCUGUUGUAGUCUGAACUGCAAAACACAUGAAAUCCCACCCAUUCUAAAUCUAAGUUUAUUUCAUAAAUCUUAUUAAAGUUAACAUUUACACAUGUACAACAUAUUCAUAACUACACUGAACAAUCAGAUCUAGAUUCAUCACUUGCAAAUGAUAUUGUGACAGUCAUGAAGUAUAUAUGAGAAAUCAAAUCAGAAUUGUCUGCAAUGAUGAUAAUGUUCUAAUCACAGCUGCAGUUUGUUUAAAUGGUAGAGCUUUGUGAAGUUGUGAAUUUGAGACCACACGCACUGAUCUCAUGAAAACAUACUGUACCUCUCAGAUCUAUAGUGCCUUAAACACAAUAAGCCAUUUAAAGUAUCCAUUAGUGUGUGUGUGAACUGAAGAGACCGAGUCUGUUAGUUUGUAACCAUCUUUUAUAAAUCUACCAUUUGCCUCCAGACAGGUGCCGAUAAGGACCGCGGUAAAGACACUUUGCGGUUUGAAAUUCAGACUUUGGCUGUAAAUUCACGAUGCUCAUAAUGUUGCAUGUGAUUCUUCAUGAUUUGUGAAUUCAGAUGACAUCAUCCUCCGCUAUCGGUCAUUUACAUUUGACAACUCUUCAUUUUCUAAUGCAAAUAGCUCCAAAGGUUGAACACCUUAGAAGACUGAAAGCACACUCUUCUUGACCAGUCUGAUUUGAGAAUUUACUCACAGCAGAUUGUGUUCCUUGAGUCGGGACGGUGACAAUAAGCGCUCUUCACUUUUAAUGGCUAUUUCCAGUAAAUGCGCAAUCUGGGUUCAUGCAAAUUCACUUUCAUUAGAAAGAGCCUGAUUUGUGAAAACAUUCACAAUCACAUUUGGUCACGUUUGAUUGCACCUUACUGCUCUACCCCCAUUGCCUUGUGUUUUAAUAACGAUAUAGGCUGUCAAUGGAUAAAGCCAUCAGAGAAAUCAGCUUAUAAUUCUAAAAACUGACCAUCUUCACAGGUCACAGUAAACUCAAAAAGACCUUCAUGAUUUGACCAUUUUUUCACAGAUCAGUUUUUGUCAUUUAAACCUUUUUUUGAGUUCUUGAGUCAACAGUUUUCCUGUGAAAUCAGUGUUAUAGGCUUAGUGUUAUACAGGUGCAUCUCAAUAAAUUAGAAUGUCGUGGAAAAGUUCAUUUAUUUCAGUAAUUCAACUCAAAUUGUGAAACUCGUGUAUUAAAUAAAUUCACUGCACACAGACUGAAGUAGUUUAAGUCUUUGGUUCUUUUAAUUGUGAUGAUUUUGGCUCACAUUUAACAAAAACCCACCAAUUCACUAUCUCAAAAAAUUAGAAUAUGGUGACAUGCCAAUCAGCUAAUCAACUCAAAACACCUGCAAAGGUUUCCUGAGCCUUCAAAAUGGUCUCUCAGUUUGGUUCACUAGGCUACACAAUCAUGGGGAAGACUGCUGAUCUGACAGUUGUCCAGAAGACAAUCAUUGACACCCUUCACAAGGAGGGUAAGCCACAAACAUUCAUUGCCAAAGAAGCUGGCUGUUCACAGAGUGCUGUAUCCAAGCAUGUUAACAGAAAGUUGAGUGGAAGGAAAAAGUGUGGAAGAAAAAGAUGCACAACCAACCGAGAGAACCGCAGCCUUAUGAUUGUCAAGCAAAAUCGAUUCAAGAAUUUGGGUGAACUUCACAAGGAAUGGACUGAGGCUGGGGUCAAGGCAUCAAGAGCCACCACACACAGACAUGUCAAGGAAUUUGGCUACAGUUGUCGUAUUCCUCUUGUUAAGCCACUCCUGAACCACAGACAAUGUCAGAGGUGUCUUACCUGGGCUAAGGAGAAGAAGAACUGGACUGUUGCCCAGUGGUCCAAAGUCCUCUUUUCAGAUGAGAGCAAGUUUUGUAUUUCAUUUGGAAACCAAGGUCCUAGAGUCUGGAGGAAGGGUGGAGAAGCUCAUAGCCCAAGUUGCUUGAAGUCCAGUGUUAAGUUUCCACAGUCUGUGAUGAUUUGGGGUGCAAUGUCAUCUGCUGGUGUUGGUCCAUUGUGUUUUUUGAAAACCAAAGUCACUGCACCCGUUUACCAAGAAAUUUUGGAGCACUUCAUGCUUCCUUCUGCUGACCAGCUUUUUAAAGAUGCUGAUUUCAUUUUCCAGCAGGAUUUGGCACCUGCCCACACUGCCAAAAGCACCAAAAGUUGGUUAAAUGACCAUGGUGUUGGUGUGCUUGACUGGCCAGCAAACUCACCAGACCUGAACCCCAUAGAGAAUCUAUGGGGUAUUGUCAAGAGGAAAAUGAGAAACAAGAGCCCAAAAAAUGCAGAUGAGCUGAAGGCCACUGUCAAAGAAACCUGGGCUUCCAUACCACCUCAGCAGUGCCACAAACUGAUCACCUCCAUGCCACGCCGAAUUGAGGCAGUAAUUAAAGCAAAAGGAGCCCCUACCAAGUAUUGAGUACAUAUACAGUAAAUGAACAUACUUUCCAGAAGGCCAACAAUUCACUAAAAAUGUUUUUUUUUUUAUUGGUCUUAUGAUGUAUUCUAAAUUUUGGGUUUUUGUUAAAUGUGAGCCAAAAUCAUCACAAUUAAAAGAACCAAAGACUUAAACUACUUCAGUCUGUGUGCACUGAAUUUAUUUAAUACACGAGUUUCACAAUUUGAGUUGAAUUACUGAAAUAAAUGAACUUUUCCACGACAUUCUAAUUUAUUGAGAUGCACCUGUAAUUGCUCUGUGUUUUAGUCUUUCCCAUUCAUUUCCUAUGGCGGGUCAAAAAUGACCCGGAACACCACGAGUGUUACUUUUGUCACGUGGGCUAAACGAAUCGAAUCCAGUCCAAUUUAUUUGUGUUAGUUCAGAUGGCAAAUGAAAGAAAAGUAACCAAGCCUCAGGCCACUGAGAUGAAACCAUUUUUAUUAAAGAAACCAAUACAAAAUGGGUCAAAAAAGACCGGAAAUCCACACAAAGGUUAAAUAAAAUGACUAGCUAGUUGACAUAUCAUCCAUAUCAAAAUUUUAUUCGUCAACAACAAACCAACGCAAUCAAACGGAGUCAUAUUAAUCUCUGAAAUUUUUCAUAAAUCCAGUUGUGUAAAACUAAUGUUUUUCUAUCAUAAUUAUCUUGUGUUUGCAGAAUGUGACCUCUCAAAGCCUAAACAUUGAUUUUUCAAAAAAAAAAAAAAUGGUUAAGAGAAA